AUGAGGAGAGAUAAGAGUUUAUAUCUUCUAGCACUUGUCGCUAUCAUGUUUCUUGUAUUCAUCACAUCUUCUAUAACCUCAGUCGAGGGAAGAAAGCAUAAUGUCAAUAAAGGCAAGCCUCGUAAGCAUCGAAAAGAUAAGAACAACAAAGGCAACGGUGCUUCACACUCAAGCCCUGCACCAGGGCCUCUUCCUGGUUACGACUAUCAUCCAACUGGUUCGAACAUUUUUGAUGUUUUGUCUUUUGGAGCCAAGGGUGACGGAGUUUCCGAUGAUUCAAAGGCACUUCUAGCAGCAUGGAAAGCUGCCUGCAAGGUGCCUGAGGCAACUGUAGAAAUUCCAUCAGAAUUCAAAUUCCUGGUCAAGCCCAUAACUCUUCAAGGUCCAUGCAUGCCUAACCUUGUUUUUCAGAUAGAUGGAGCUCUGUUAGCCCCCCCAAAAGUGGGUUCCUGGCCAAAGUCUAGUUUGUUUCAAUGGCUAAACUUCAAAUGGAUCCAGAAUUUUACUAUUCAAGGUACUGGAGUUGUUGAUGGUCAAGGCUCUCAGUGGUGGACUCCAUCUGAUCAGAUUUAUUAUAUUCAGAAAAAAUUCAAACACAUUCCAAAUAGGAAACCAACCGCUUUAAGAUUCUACUCAAGCUACAAUGUGACAGUUCGCGACAUCAAAAUCAUAAACAGCCCUCAAUGCCACCUAAAAUUUGAUAGCUCAGGUGGUAUCAAAGUAAACAACAUUACAAUUUCUUCUCCAGAGAGUAGUCCAAAUACCGAUGGUAUUCAUCUGCAAAACACACGAGAUGUAGAAAUUCUCUAUUCCAAUAUUGGCUGUGGAGAUGACUGUGUAUCCAUUCAGACAGGUUGCUCGAACGUUCAUAUUCACCAUAUUAAUUGCGGCCCUGGUCAUGGGAUUAGUUUGGGAGGUCUGGGGAAAGACAAGAGUGUUGCAUGUGUCUCGGAUAUAGUUGUUGAAAAGAUCUCACUGCUGAAUACACUAGCUGGAGUUAGAAUCAAGACUUGGCAGGGUGGUAUGGGAUCUGUCAAGAACGUGUCAUUCUCCAAUAUUCAAGUCUCUGACGUAAAGGUUCCUAUAAUAAUUGACCAGUACUACUGUGACAAGAAUGUUUGCAAGAACCAAACAGGAGCCGUGGCAAUAUCUGGUGUUAAAUAUGAUCAAAUAAUCGGAACUUAUUCGGUACAACCGGUUCAUCUUGCUUGUAGCAAUGACAUCCCAUGCACUGACGUUGAUCUUAUCGAUAUUCAAUUAAAACCCUCCCUUAGAUAUCGAGGUUUCCAUCAAGCAUUAUGUUGGAACUCUUAUGGGAAAUCACAGGCCCCUUUGCUUCCUUCAAGCAUAGACUCUUGCCUGAGAAGGGAUGGUGGUUCAGUCAAGAGAAUAGCUAGAUCUCGCGAGAAUGUUUGUUUUUAG
This is a messenger RNA of Theobroma umbraticum, 1422 nucleotides long. RefSeq names its product Pectin lyase-like superfamily protein. NCBI's taxonomy places the organism in Eukaryota, Viridiplantae, Streptophyta, Magnoliopsida, Malvales, Malvaceae. Gene Ontology annotation, biological process: carbohydrate metabolic process. Gene Ontology annotation, molecular function: polygalacturonase activity. The record is from RefSeq and is a predicted model, not a curated record.